Messenger RNA from Soboliphyme baturini, 474 nucleotides. The record is from the annotation of a GenBank genome assembly. Lineage: Eukaryota; Metazoa; Nematoda; Enoplea; Dioctophymatida; Soboliphymatidae.
AUGUGUAAUUGUGUGUGCACCCUCAAUUGUCAAAUCGCCUUUGCAAUAAGCGGUAUUCUGUCUGGCCUGAUAGCAGUCGUCUUUUUCGGUAGCUACUACGCCAACUUCAACGCAACAGCAUGGGGAGGCAUUUCCGGGGUGUUGGCCGCCGCAACUCUGGCUCUGCACCUAAAAUGGAAGAAUGACUCUCUUAGCCGCUACCGCAGCCACCUGCGCAAUGUCAUGCUGUUUGGCUGCGUAUCACAAUUGGCCGGUUUCUGCGCCAUGUCCACCUACCUGGCACUGGCGCUGGUUGAAGGACAAGGCCUGAAGCAGCUGUAUGGCGAGAACUACUGGAUCGCUCUUGUCUGGGGCUGGAUGACAUGGAAGUGGGGAUUCCAGAUUUUCUGGUUUGCCAGGAAGUACAAAGGGAAAUAUGAUGCGCAAGCACUUCUCAAAGCCGAUAACUCAGGUACAAGUCCACUUUAUACAUAG